This is a messenger RNA of Trachemys scripta elegans, 5521 nucleotides long. It is a transcript of the gene TTC39B, whose product is annotated as tetratricopeptide repeat domain 39B. NCBI's taxonomy places the organism in Eukaryota, Metazoa, Chordata, Testudines, Emydidae. The transcript has 19 exons. Gene Ontology annotation, molecular function: protein binding. The record is from RefSeq and is a predicted model, not a curated record. Bases 186 to 1940 code for a protein of 584 amino acids.
UCCCCUCUGGACCGGCGAAGGGUGGCCGCAGACUCCGAGCCGGCGACCGACCGCAGGGGAGGGGGCGGUUGGCAGCGCCUGGCGCGAGGGAGGGUGAAGCCGCCGCGGAGGGGCUCGGCCGGAGGGAGGCGCCGCCAGUCGGCCGUUGAGAGAAGCCGGGGGACCCGCGCGCGGGCAGCGGGAACAUGGCGAGCGCGGGCAGCUCAGCGGAGGAGGGCGCUGGCGAGGAGGAAAACUUUGAAGAUGCCUUUGAAAGCAUCCCAGUGGCAUCCAAGAUGGAUCUCAAGUGUGCGCUGGAAGAAUGUUCAAUGGCACUGAACUUAUUUCUAAAUAAUAAAUUUUCUGAAGCCCUGGAAUUACUUCGGCCAUGGUCUAAAGACAGCAUGUACCAUGCCCUUGGCUAUAGCACUAUUUUAGUUAUGCAGGCUGCUAUGACCUUCGAGCACCAGGAUAUCCAAAUGGGGAUUUCUACAAUGAAGGAAGCUUUACACACCUGCCAAAGAUUCAGGAAAAGAAGCACAGUGGUAGAGUCUUUGUCCAGUCUGGUUUCUAAACAGUCAAUGGAUCAGCUAAGUGAAGAGGAAAUGCAUGCAGAAAUCUGUUAUGCUGAAUGUUUGCUACAGAAAGCAGCACUCACAUUUGUACAGGAUGAAAAUAUGAUCAACUUUAUCAAAGGUGGCCUCAAAAUUAGGACAAGUUACCAAAUAUACAAAGAAUGUCAUCAGGUGCUACAGAUGACUCAGGGCAACAAAAAUAAAAAUGAAACCUACCAUCAGUUUGAAGGAGGAGUAAAACUUGGAAUAGGAGCAUUCAAUUUGAUGCUGUCCCUUUUACCAGGAAGGAUUCUCCGACUUCUAGAAUUUAUUGGGUUUUCUGGCAAUAGGAAAUUGGGCCUCCAUCAGCUGCGGGAAGGUGCUUCUGGUGGCAGUUUGAGGGCCAUACUGUGUACUUUUACCCUGCUGGUAUAUCAUACUUACGUCUCUUUAAUCCUUGGUACAGGGGAAGCCAACCUUCAGGAAGCAGAGACUCUUCUUGAACCCUACCUCCAGAAGUUUCCAAAUGGUUCCAUCAUUUUGUUUUAUGAUGCCAGAAUAGAUAUACUGAAAGGAAAUUUUGAAAAGGCACAGUCAAAAUUCCAAGAAUGCAUUGCUGCUCAGCAAGAGUGGAAACAGAUUCAUCACCUCUGUUAUUGGGAACUGAUGUGGUGCUACUCGUUCCAGCAGAACUGGCUUCAAGCAUAUCGGUAUGCAGACCUGCUCUGCAAAGAGAGCAGGUGGUCUAAGGCAAUAUAUGUAUUCCAGAAAGCUGCAAUUUUGUGUAUGCUUCCAGAUGAGGAUGUGAAAACAACUGGAGAAGAUAUUGUGUCUUUGUUCAGACAAGUGGAUGGUCUAAGACAAAGAAUUGCAGGAAAAUCUAUCCCAACAGAAAAGUUAGCAGUGAGGAAAGCUCGACGCUAUAAUGGUGCUCAGCCAGUGAAGCUUAUACUACCUGCCCUGGAAAUGAUGUAUGUCUGGAAUGGAUUUGCAAUUGUAGGCAAACGGGCUGACCUCACAGAAAGUUUACUGAUAACAAUUGAGAAAGAAGAAACUGCUUUACAGAAUCAAACUAGUCGCACUGAAUAUUUUAUAGAUGAUUUGUGCUUGCUGCAGUUACUAAAAGGCCUUUGUUUGAAACACCUAGGAAGACUCUUGCAAGCUGAACUGUGUUUUAAUCAAGUUAUCCAAAGUGAGAAGCAGAUAAAAUAUGAUAACUAUUUGGUGCCAUUCACUCUGUAUGAGUUGGGACUUCUAUACAAACAGCAGGACCAGAGAGAGAAAGCAAUAAGAUAUAUAGAAACUGCAAAAAACAACUACAAAGAAUACUCCAUGGAGUCCAGGUUACACUUCAGGAUUCAUGCAGCACUUGACAGCCUGAAAGUGACUCCAGCGUCUACGCCUUGACUUAGCCGAAGGGUGAUCUUUUCCCAUGAAUUCAAGUGUCUACAUGAUCUUAGUUGAAUGUUUUUAAACAAUCAUGUAAAAGACAGAAUGAAAAAGAAACAACUAAUUAUUAUAUUUUCUAUCAUCUGUGAUUUGAUGUUUGUCAUCCUUUUAGGCUGUUUUUUCUUAUGGUUAAAGCUACGAUAAUAUCACGGAGGUUACGGAAGUCACGGAAUCUGUGACUUCCAUUGAUCUCUGACAUUUUCUGCCUCGGGUCGGAGCUCCCAGCCCCUCCCCUGCAGCCCCCGAACUGGUGGGGGCACCCUGCAGCUGCCCAGGCACAGCGGGGGACCCCCCCAAAGCUGCCCAGCCACAGCAGCAGGGACCCCCCGGAGCUGUGGGGAUUCCCCUCAGCUACCCAGCCAUGACAAGCGGCUGGGGACCCUGCAUCUCCCAGCCACGAUGGGUGGUGACGGACCCAGGUGUGAGGGGACCCCACAGCUCCCACUCCCUACAGCGGCGGGGGAUCCCAGAGCUCCCACUGACUGCAGCAGUGGGGGAUCUGGGAGCCCCAGCAGGGGUGGGUACUGAACCCACCUACCACUUUUGUCAGGAAUAUUUUUAGUGAAAGUCAGGGACAGGUCACGGGCUUCCGUGAAUUUUUGUUUAUUGUCCAGGACUUUUACUAAAAAUAUCUGUGACAAAAACUUAGCCUUACUUAAGGUGCAUAUAUCAUAUCUCUGUGUGAUACUUUAAAGAAAGAUCUUAUAUUUUGUUUCAUAAAAUAAUUAAUUUAAUGUUUAAUUUGAAUGGGGUAUAUUUUAAAAGCCAGGUGCUGGUGCAAUAAAGUCUAAUUCAAACACUUUAUUUUUUUAAUGUGAAAACUAAUAUUGUUUCUGCAGUGAAGCUGUUUGAUGAUUUUAUGUCAUAGUUUCAGCAUUCCAUGGGAACUUGAUUUUCUGCAAUGCACUUAGUGCCCUUGUAACAAAUGUGUUGGCUUGUUGGUAGCCUCAGUCACAUAUUGGGCAAACAUCUGAAACGGAAAUUCGUGUAUCAAAGAAACAAUAAUUUUCAGCCAAAUAACUAUGAAGGACUUAAAUUCACCUCAAGAACACUAAGUUUGUCUUCAGAGAAAUAUUUUUACAAAUCUCCUUCAAGACAAAAUUAGGCACAGCUACAGUUAUGGUUGGCUUGCAAUACUGUGUUUCAUUCCAAAUAAGUGAUUGCAGGGAGUCCUUCCCACUCUUGUUGGGUUUCAGUCAAAGUAUGUGAAUAAACAAAUAGAUAAAGUCACUGUAUGUGACUUAAUGUCAGGGAGAGGAAAGAAAAUAACCAAGGUGAAGAAAACUUUGUUCAAAUUUACACCUCUUCAGUUAGUGGUUUUUAAUGGCAAUGAAAGAUUCAUUUAGAAGUUGAAUUAAAAGUAAGUGUUUAAUAUAAAUUUUAUAGUCUUUCUAGAAGAUUUUUUUAAGAUGUAAUUUUCUCCUCGUAGACCUUCUUAAAAGAACUAAGGCUGUUAGUAAAGUUUUAGUUAAACAUAAAUAUAUGUAUUCUUGACAAAGGAAGUUUCAGAGCUGCAGCAACAGUAAAGAAUCCUCAACUGAGCAAAUAGUGUGGCUCUAAGUGCUUGGCCUUAGAUGUGAGGCCUGAUCCAAAGUCUUUUGAAAUCAAUGAAUGGAAAGACUUCUGUUGACUUUGUUGGUCUUCGGUUCAGACCCUUAGAACCUGAACCUGCUAACAUGAGUAACUUUACUCACAUGUAUGAAUUCAGUAAAACUAUACAUGUAGGUGUUUGCAGAUCAUACCCUAAAAAUUAUAAUGGAGGACAUUUCUUGAAAUGUUUAGUAUAUAAUAUGAUAUAUCCUGGUCCAGAGCAUUAGGCACACACAUCCCAUUAGUAAUAUCAUCAGUUGCAGGAAUACAAGACAACUUCCCCAGUUUCUUCAGUGAAGCCUUCCCAAGUCAACAUGACCAAAAGUUUUUUCCCUUGUUUGUGUUUGUGAUGUUUCUGAUUAAAAUAGCUUCUUUUUUUAAUAGCCUCUUGUUGGAGGCAGCCAUAUUGCAUGCACACACAGAAUAGGCAUAUAAAGACAAUUUUGUACCUUUUGAUGCCCUUAGUCCUCUAAUAUAACUCCCGUAUACAUAUUCUCCCUUGCUAAAUUCUUAGCUUGUUUGUUUUAGAAUCUUGAGGGAGCAGGUCUUCCUAGCUUCAUUCUAGACAGUUUAUUUUUACCCAUUGAUAGUAGAAAAUGUAAAUGCAAGCUCCAGCAAAGCUGGUGGGAAGGAUGCCUUCCCUUCCAGGCCACUGAAGCAGCGGCUCAGAGCGCAGUAGAUUCCAGUUGAGUUGGCAUGAUGCAGCCCAUUGAGAUUCCAUUGUUAAUUAGUACAUUAUCCCCAAGUUAGGCUAUGAGGUUCAUUGAUAAGAGAAUCAUGAUGAAAAGUCUGUGUAGGGCCUUCAUUAUAAUACUGUUUUAGUCUCAUUAUUUUCAAGUUCUUCACCUCAAUGGCCCAUGUCAAUGGUAUUCUUGAAUAGUGAUUUGGGACCUUAAUGUCUCUGAGCAAAAUUGACCAUGUACUCCAAAGACACAGGUUCCGUUCGCAUUAGUAGGAGAUAUAUACUCACAUCCAAGAACACAGUUAGGCUCAACAUUAAUGGAAGCAUUGUGAAUAAAGUAAUCUUCAUCCUUAAAGUGACAGCAGAUGUGUGAUUUUUUUUAAAGGAGAGAGAGUUAAUCAGCAUGAACAAAAUAAUAAGGUAAAGUUUCACUUCAGUAGGAAAUGUUCGGCAUUGAAAUUAUUAGUAAAAAUACUGUGUUUACACUUGUUGUUUGAGUGUUCAUUCUGUCGGUGAAGGGUUGUUUAUAUAUAUAUUGUAUUAUAAUUUUAAGCACUUUUAAAAUGGAAACUAUAAGAAGAGAAAAUAAAUUUUAGCAGAAAGCUUAUUAAGGAAUUAUGUUUAUAUAUGUUGCUGUAAUGUAUGUCGGCAGCAACUGUAUUUAUACCUCAUGGCCAGAAGAAUAUAUAAAAAUUAGAUUUUGUUGUUUGUUUUCAGAACAUUUUGCCAACCCAAGCGUAAAGAUAAAAAUGAUCACUUCCUAUAUAUGUAACAGAAAUCCAACUUAUGCUGUGCAUCUAUUUUUCUACUGGUCUUGACUGUUAAUGUACUUUGUUACUGUAAACUCUUAUACUUCAUAGUUCAACAAAGAUUGUUUAUAUUUGCACUGGUGGUGCUAUUUAUUUGCUUUUGAAAAUAUUGGGAUUUGCACAUGUUCAAGAUGUUGAAAGACAGUGAAGUAUCUUUGAUAUUGAAAGUAUAUAGAAAUAGACUAAUUCACACUGACAUAGUAGGUCAGAUUCUAACUUCAGUGGAGUUAUUCCAGAUUCAUACUGAUGCAACUGAGAGCAGAAUUUGGCCCAGGACAUUAGUUGUGCAUUAGAAACUAACAGCUGAGCAUUAGCAAUAUAGAAAAUUGGUGAACAGAGAUGGCACUGAAAAAUUAAAACACUAAUUCAGGCUCACGACUCCUACUUACCAAUACCACUUACUAACGUGCAUGUUCUAGAGAAAAAACACGUUUAGGAGAGGAGAUAUUGAAUGUAAA